UACUUAUGGACAAGUUGAACAACAAUAAAUUAGUAAAAAGAUUGAAUCUUUAGUACCUCUACUUUAUCAGUGACAAAGGUCAAUGUCCUUUGUUGAAGCUUUUUCAUCCAUGGAGUCCAAACCAAAAAAGCUUCACCUUUUUCUGCUCAUCUUGUUACUCACCAGUCUUUUUACCUCAUCAGCAUCAUCAUCAGUAACUCUGCAAUCUUUUUUUCCCAAAGAAGCCUUACCAACAAAAUCUGGGUACCUAACAGUUAACUCAACAACUGGUUCAGCCAUUUUUUACACUUACUAUGAAGCCCAGAAACCAAGAUUUGAUCUUUCUGAAACCCCAAUUAUCAUUUGGCUUCAGGGUGGUCCUGGAUGUUCUUCCAUGCUUGGGAACUUUUAUGAACUUGGCCCUUUUCGUGUUUCGUCUUCUCUGAGGCAAAAUGUCGAACAUCUUACGCUCAAACCUAAUCCUGGUUCAUGGAAUCGUUUAUUUGGGGUACUUUUUCUUGAUAAUCCUAUUGGAACUGGAUUUAGUAUUGCUUCAAAUCCAGAAGAGAUACCAAGAAACCAACAUGAUGUUGCUAAACAUCUUUUUAUUGCUACAAGGAAGUUUGUUGCAUUAGAUAAGUUGUUCGAAAAUCGACCAAUUUACCUUACUGGUGAAAGUUAUGCUGGAAAAUAUGUGCCUGGAUUUGGGUACUAUACACUGAAAAAGAAUGAAGGUUUGCCUAAAUCGCGACGGUUGAAUUUAGCUGGGGUUGCUAUUGGAAAUGGACUGACGGAUCCGGAAGCUCAAGUGGGGACUCAUGCUGUAAAUGCUUACUAUUCUGGAUUGAUCAAUGAGAAGCAAAAGGUACAAUUGGAGAAACUUCAAAUGGAAGCAAUUAGACUUACGAAAAAUGGCAAUUGGAGCGAGGCAACGAGUGCUAGAUCAAGGGUGUUGAAUACGUUGAGUAAUAUGACAGGGCUUGCGACUUUAUAUGAUUUUAGAAAGCUAAAGCCUUAUGAAGAUGAAUUGGUGGCUAAAUUUCUUAGCAAUGUAGAGAUUAAGAGGGCUUUAAAUGCAAGAGAAUCGAUAGUUUACGAUAUAUGCAGUGAUGUAGUAGGCAAAGUGUUGCACGAGGACGUGAUGAAAAGUGUGAAGUACAUGGUGGAGUUCUUGGUUAAGAAUACUAAGGUGUUGUUAUACCAGGGGCAGUGUGAUUUGAGAGAUGGAGUGGUGUCAACUGAGGCAUGGAUGAAGAAGAUGAAGUGGGAGGGAAUUGGAAAGUUUUUGGAGGCGGAGCGGAAUGUUUGGAGAGUGAAUGACGAGCUCGCUGGAUAUGUGCAGAAGUGGGAGAAUUUGACUCAUGUUGUGGUGAUGAAUGCAGGGCAUCUUGUGCCUACCGACCAGGCAGUGAAUUCUCAGGCGAUGAUCGAAGGUUGGGUAUUGGAAAAGGGAUUGUUCGCCACAAGGCUCAAGCAAAAGUCAACCAAUAUGGGUAAAUCACUUUGAGUUCUCUGUUGCAUGUGCUACUAUUCUGUUAGUUGUACUAUGACUUCCUAGAAAUUUGAGUUUUAUGUUUGUUGUAUCCUUACACGUCAUUUGAAAUGUCUUAAAUAGAAAUAAAAGGUAAAACUUUCUAAGAAAUGUUUGGAGUGCAUUUCGCUGUCAAUAAUUUCUCUA
Solanum lycopersicum (tomato) is the source of this 1657-nucleotide messenger RNA. RefSeq names its product serine carboxypeptidase-like 50. The record is from RefSeq and is a predicted model, not a curated record. Gene Ontology annotation, molecular function: serine-type carboxypeptidase activity. Gene Ontology annotation, biological process: proteolysis. NCBI's taxonomy places the organism in Eukaryota, Viridiplantae, Streptophyta, Magnoliopsida, Solanales, Solanaceae.